CAGGUUAGUUCUGCUCUGAACAGAGAAAUGGAGAACAGCACAACGGUGAGAGAAUUCAUCCUAAUGGGACUCUCCGACCUCCCAGCUGUCCGCUUCUCCUUGUUCGCUGCCUUUUUGUUCAUUUAUUUGAUCACCGUCAUGGGAAAUGGUACCAUCCUUCUUGCCAUAGGAGCAGACUCCCAUUUGCACAACCCCAUGUAUUUUUUCCUCACCAACCUCUCCUUGCUGGACAUCUUCUGCCCCACAGCCACGGUGCCUAAGAUGCUGGAGAGCCUCUUGUCAGAGAAUAAUAUAAUUUCCUUUGUUGGCUGCGCUCUGCAGCUCUACUUCCUAGUAGCCCUGGCGGGGACUGAGGUCUUCCUCUUGGCUGUCAUGGCUUAUGACCGCUACGUGGCUGUAUGUGACCCCUUGCGAUACACAGUCAUCAUGAGCAAGAAGGCCUGUCUUCAGAUGGUCGCUGGCACCUGGAUCACGGGCUUCCUCAACUCUUUGCUCCACACGGUACUGACCUUCACCCUACCUUAUUGCAAAUCCAAUAGAGUCAAUCAAUAUUAUUGCGACAUUCCACCCGUUCUGGCCCUUUCUUGUGCUUCCACCUACUUGGCUGAGAUGGUGGUUCUGAUUGUUGGGGGCAUUUUUGGGGUGGGGGCUUUCCUGGUCACGUUGGUCUCCUACGUCUACAUCAUCUCCGCCAUCCUCAGAAUCCGUUCUGCCGAGGGGAAGCGCAAAGCCUUCUCUACCUGUGCCUCUCACCUGAUGGUGGUGUGCCUCUUCUAUGGGACCACCAUCUUCACCUACAUACGCCCUUCUUCUAGCCACCACCCAGACCAGGAUAGGCUGGUGAGCAUGCUGUAUGGGGUGCUUACCCCUAUGUUGAACCCCUUGAUCUACAGCCUUAGGAACAAAGAAGUGAAAGGGGCAUUAAAGAGGGCGAUUGUGGGAUGGGGCAAGAGAAGCGGAGAGAGAGCUAGAGGUUUUUUCCACUGACGAAAAAAGAUUAAAUUAGUGCACUGAGGUAAUCCAAUACUGGGUCAAGAAAACACAAUAUUCUGCAUUCUUUAGAAAUGAGAAAAUCUCAUGUUAAUACCUACUGUUUCCAUGAACGCUUUGACUCUUCACUCUCUAGUACUUGAAACAUAAGAGAAAUUAUACAGUAAACUGUAUUUUCUCCCCCCUCCCUUUCUAUUCAAUCUCAUCUUAUUUGGGUGUUGUUUAAGAGUAAAGGAGGGGUUUAAUUAUUAUUAUUAUUAUUUUAUUAUUU
Molecule: messenger RNA, 1261 nt
Organism: Sphaerodactylus townsendi
Lineage: Eukaryota; Metazoa; Chordata; Lepidosauria; Squamata; Sphaerodactylidae
Product: olfactory receptor 5V1-like
Exons: 1
Coding region: 28-987 (319 amino acids)
Biological process (GO): G protein-coupled receptor signaling pathway
Cellular component (GO): membrane
Molecular function (GO): G protein-coupled receptor activity; olfactory receptor activity
Source: RefSeq, a predicted model, not a curated record